Impatiens glandulifera is the source of this 1046-nucleotide messenger RNA. RefSeq names its product protein PLANT CADMIUM RESISTANCE 10. The coding region runs from base 275 to 835 and encodes 186 amino acids. The record is from RefSeq and is a predicted model, not a curated record. The transcript is spliced from 5 exons. NCBI's taxonomy places the organism in Eukaryota, Viridiplantae, Streptophyta, Magnoliopsida, Ericales, Balsaminaceae.
CUGAGAAAACGGAAAUCAGGUUUAGUAAACACAUUGAAGUUCCAAACGUAGAAACGACAGACAACGACAACGAGAAGAUGCUGAUCUAUGGGGCAUUGUUUCAUCUUUUGUCUCGUCACAACCCAGUCUUAAUAUUUUCAGUCGGCGCAGUUAAUGUAAAGAUUGUGUCUUUUUUAGAAUUGUUUCAUUAUCCCGUGAGCAAAAUAUUGACGGAGGAGGGCAAUCUCUACGAAUAAUUAAAAUACCCACUAAAGUGAAUUAACUGGUGCAAAUAAUGGGAGGCCAUAGCGGUUACAGGCCACCUCCUUACAUACCUCUGGGACAAUCAGAUCUAGAAGCAGUAGAAGAAGUUGUUCAAUCGAGUGCAACUGCUCAUGCACCUUCUGCUCUUCAUCCCCGGCCUCCACAGUGGUCUUCUGGAAUCUGUGCUUGUUUUGAUGAUAUGGAGAGCUGCUUCAUAGGUCUUGUCUGCCCUUUCUAUCUCUUUGGAAAAAAUGCAGAACAUUUGGGUUCUGGGACUUUCAUGGGACCGUGCACGACCCAUCUAAUAUUCUGGGCUCUAAUGAAUAUGGUCUGCUGCACAUUAUCUGAUGGAGUUCUCUUGGGACUACCUGGAUGCUUUAUCGCAUGUUAUGCCUGUGGUUAUCGCAAGACCCUAAGGACAAUGUAUAACUUACCGGAGGCACCUUGUGGAGAUUUCGUGUCUCAUUUUUUCUGCCAUUUGUGCGCCAUUUGUCAAGAAUAUAGAGAAAUCCGUGAAAGACUUGGUGCUUCAAACUCGGUUGAUUCGAACUCUGCUACAGUUGUGGCCCCUACUCUACAAACAAUGAAAUGAUCUUUUUUUUGUAACUGAUGGAUGCUCUUGCAACAUGUAUAUCAGUAGUAAAUGAAUAUCCUUAACAACAAUAAAUCGGCAGUGUUUCUCUUUUAGGGGUUUCUUUCUUCGUAGUCUUAUGGGCUGAAAAGGGUGUGUAAUCUCUGUAUCUUUUGUUUGGAUUUUAUCUACAAGAGAUUUGUCAUCAAAAUUUAUCAAUUUCCUUUUGGGA